AUGGUUAGCUGCUCAGGGAGAAAGAGCUUAUACCAGAAGUUGGUCACCAACAGACCAUUGUGUUGCUAUUUGGAUCAUGACCUCUGCGGUGUAUCUGCUGCUGUUGCUACCAUUCUCAGGGAAAAAGGUCAAAGCGUUGAUUGGAUGUUUGAGAAUAAACCACUUCAAUGGGUGUUCAAACUGGCUGCACGGGUACAUGCGCCCAGGCUGAUGUUUGUGGGAAGUGCUGAGUAG
Ilex paraguariensis (yerba mate) is the source of this 234-nucleotide messenger RNA. The record is from the annotation of a GenBank genome assembly. NCBI's taxonomy places the organism in Eukaryota, Viridiplantae, Streptophyta, Magnoliopsida, Aquifoliales, Aquifoliaceae.